UAAAAAUUCCAGAUCUUUAAAAAGAGCAGAGUCCUUACGGACAUGGACAAAUUUUGUAGAAAGGGAAGAGUGUUUUAUUUAGUUCUCAAUACGGCAUCCGAAUGGCAGCAGCGCCUGUUAUACUAAACAGCGCAAAGAUGACACUUCUGAAAUUUGCCAGUUGGCAGAGAAUGGGUAGAAUUUUUUGCUUUUUGAUAUAGCUGAUGGUCCUAAUGUGUUCACCAUUUAUGUUUUUUGCCUAAUAUUUGGUAUGCGUAUUGUAUUGUUGUUUCCAUGUGUGUGGUCAUCAGCUACCUUGAAUAAACAAAGUAUUUUAUCAUAAUUAUCACCCAUUUAUAAAUGUUCUGCUGACGCACUUGUCCUCUUAAUAUAUUAUUCAAAUUUUAUCAAAUCAUUUAUUAUUUUUCAAAAUGUACGUAGUAGAUUAAGGUAUUAGAAACUAUGAGUAACUUUUGCACAUCUACAGCUGGACAGUAUACUUAGUUAUUCAAAACUACCUACAUGGUACCAAACCAUUAAUAACCUAAGUGUUAUAAUCCAAUCAGUAACUUACAUAAUAUCCAAAACAAUUCACCAUUUGCAGUGUACUUAAAAAGCAAUUAACAUUCUGAAAGACUGUAAGUAUCUGAUUAUAAUUAUUUAUCUAUUCCAUAGUAGUGAUAUCACCACUGUAAUCAUAAUAUAAGUGCACCUACCUAAAUGUUACAACAUAAUUAACAAAUAUUUCUACAAAAUGGUUCUGUUUUUAGUAAUUGUUCUAAUUAUUUUAGUUUAUUUAAUAGUUCUGAUCUACGCUAAAUUAACUUCUGGUAUAUGCAGGUCCAGUAGACAUUUAGUAGGAAAGGUUGUGAUUGUGACAGGAGCAAACACUGGUAUAGGAUAUGAAACGGCAAAGGAUUUGGCUGAGCGCGGGGCCAGGGUGAUCCUCGGAUGUCGGAAUGACCAGCGCGGGACCACCGCUAGGGACAAGAUAAUCGCUAAUACUGGAAAUAAAGAUGUGCAUUUCAAGAAACUUGAUCUUACAUCAUUAAAGUCAAUAAGAGAAUUCACCACUGAUGUCCUGAAAACAGAAAAACGUCUCGACAUUCUUAUCAACAACGCUGCUCUGCUGACGAGCAGUGCGAAAAAUGGAAAAACUGAGGAUGGAUUAAUGGAAGUAAUGCAGCAUUUCGGACCUUUUCUUCUCACAUGCUUAUUACUACCAUUGUUAAAAUCUUCAGCUCCAAGCCGAAUCAUAAACGUAUCAUCAGUAGCACACUUCUUGGGUGAAAUAGACGUAGAUAAUUUGAAUAUGGAAUAAAAAAGAGGAAAAAUCAUUAAUGAUUUUCAAGUUUAUUCUGAUACAAAAUUGUGUAAUGUGUUAAUGACGGUAGAACUAGCUCGCCUACUAAAAGGAACUGGAGUCACGACUAAUACUCUGCACCCGGGAGCAAUAGAUACUAAUAUUUGGAAAAACAUACCAUUUAUUAAAUAUAUAUCUUUUAUUUUCGUGCCAUUUUUUAAGACUCCUUGGGAAGGCGCGCAAACUACAAUUUAUUUGGCAGUUUGUCCUGAAGUUGAAGAUAUCAGCGGAAAGUAUUUUGUUGACUGCCGGCAGAAACCGGCUAUUAAAUUAGCUAAUGAUGCCGAUCUGUGUCGAAAACUAUGGUCGGCAUCAGAAAGAUUGGUGAAAAUAAAAUCAAAUUAAAAACUUUCUCUUUUUCAUA
This is a messenger RNA of Plodia interpunctella (Indianmeal moth), 1706 nucleotides long. Its product is annotated as retinol dehydrogenase 11-like. Lineage: Eukaryota; Metazoa; Arthropoda; Insecta; Lepidoptera; Pyralidae. The record is from RefSeq and is a predicted model, not a curated record.